This is a messenger RNA of Botrytis fragariae, 2664 nucleotides long. Its product is annotated as putative gtp-binding protein sey1 protein. Lineage: Eukaryota; Fungi; Ascomycota; Leotiomycetes; Helotiales; Sclerotiniaceae. Gene Ontology annotation, molecular function: GTPase activity; GTP binding. The record is from RefSeq and is a predicted model, not a curated record. Gene Ontology annotation, biological process: endoplasmic reticulum membrane fusion. Bases 1 to 2664 code for a protein of 887 amino acids. The transcript has 4 exons. Gene Ontology annotation, cellular component: endoplasmic reticulum.
AUGGCUACUUCCAACAUAAAUGGUCAUGGCGAAAGGCCUUCCGCAGGUGCAAGAUUUCCUACAGCUCCCUCAGUCAUGACGAUGAAUGGUAAUUUUGCAUCUGUUGGCGAUGCGCCGACAAAUGAACAAUAUGAACAUGGCAUACAAGUUAUUGAUGAGCAGAAGGAAUUCAAUCCCAAUCUCAACACCUAUCUUCAAUUCACAGAUACAGCACACUCUGGCUUCAACUACCAUCUUAUAUCAGUAUUCGGAUCACAAUCCACGGGAAAGUCUACGCUCCUCAACCAUUUAUUUGGCACACAAUUCGGGGUAAUGUCCGAGAGGGAGAGGAGGCAAACUACAAAAGGAAUAUGGAUGUCGAAGAAUAAGAAUCAAAACUCCGGGGCUUCUGAAUCCGAGACUAUGGCCGACAAUAUUUUGGUUAUGGAUGUCGAGGGAACAGAUGGUAGAGAGCGGGGUGAAGAUCAAGACUUUGAAAGAAAAAGUGCUCUCUUUGCUCUAGCCACAUCAGAAGUUCUCAUUGUAAAUAUUUGGGAACAUCAAGUAGGACUGUACCAGGGCGCAAAUAUGGGUUUACUCAAAACUGUAUUUGAAGUAAACUGUCAACUAUUCCUAAAGGACAAGCAGUCUACCCCACGAUCCCUUCUGUUCUUUGUUAUUCGAGAUCAUCUUGGCACCACUCCACUCGCGAACCUCAAAGACACUCUUAUUCAGGAUUUAACUGCGAUUUGGAGUUCUCUUUCCAAGCCUGCCGGUCUCGAGAAUUCAAAGAUCGAAGAUUAUUUUGAUUUCGCAUUCGCAGCUUUACCACACAAGAUCUUACAACCAGAUAAGUUCGUUACAGAAGUCCAAAAGCUUGGUACAAGAUUCAGAGCUGGACAUAAAUCUACACGGGCCGAAGAUGCUGGGUUCGAGGGAGGUGUUUUCUUGCCAGAAUAUCAUCGUCGGAUUCCCGCAGAUGGAUUUUCAGUAUACGCAGAAGGUGUCUGGGAUCAAAUUGUGAGCAACAAAGAUUUGGAUCUCCCUACUCAACAAGAACUUUUGGCACAAUUUCGUUGCGAUGAGAUCUCUCGGGAAGUACUGGUCUUAUUCGAUGGAAAGAUUCAACCACUUGAAGAGAAGCAAGCGGAAGAUACUAGAUCAGGCAAACCUACUGUUAUUGCGGACUUGGGUGCUACCGGUAAAACGACACGCACCAGUACCAUCAAGAACUUUGAGACACAAGCCAGCAGAUAUCACAAAGGUGUAUAUGCUUUGAAGCGUACUGAGCUUGAAGGCAAAAUCGAUACGAGAUUAAAGGCAUUAUACCACAGUCAACUCGUGGCGGCUCAUAAAUCUGGAGUCGCGUCCUUUAGCGAUGCCGUUUCGAAUGCUGUUAAGCUUGGUCAAAAGAGAGCAGCUUCGUAUGAAUUUGCGGAUAUCGUGGAACGUGAAAAAGAGGCUGCACUUCAAACUUUCGAGACAGAAGCAAAGAGUCUGUAUAUUGAAGGAUUAGCGUGGACUAAUUUCAAGUCACAGUACGACCUCUACGAAAAAGAUCUUAACGAAGUUAGCGGUAAUCUCAGAAAAGAAGAAAUGAGACGUCUUGCAACACGAGUUGAGAGAUGGGUUAGAACACGAUUGAAUGAUUCCAUUGGACUCGAGUUCAACAAACUCGGUUCUGGAAGAGGUGGCAGUGGAGCCCCUGAGACAGGUGAAAAGCCUGCUUCUGAGAAAGACUUAUGGGACAGAAUUUGGAAAACUUUCGUUGAUACAGUCAAGGAAGCAGAGUCUAAAUUCACCGAUCGAGCGAAGAGUUUCGAUGCUAGUGAGGAUGAAAUUGAAGUUGGUCUAUGGCGUCUUAAAAGAAAGAGUUGGGGUGUCCUCAGAGCCAAGAUUGACGAGGAAGUCAUGGAAGGUAACAUACUUCUCAAACUCCGAGAGAACUUUGAGGACAAGUUCCGUUAUGAUGAAGCGGGUGUUCCACGUAUAUGGCGUCCUUCUGAUGAUAUUGAGGGAAUUUAUACCAAGGCCAGAGAAUCGACUCUUACCCUCAUUCCAUUAUUGUCUAAAUUCAAGCUUUCGGAAUCAUCAUCACUUCCCGAACUAUCUGAAUGGAUUGGUAGCACCCCAGCUAGUGUCGAUCCUAAGGAUGAAGAAGAUCUAACCCCUAUUGGUGGUGUAGAUGAGGAAGAAGGAAAGAGUCUCGAAGAGGAAAUGACGGUUCUUAGUGAAGCUAAACGUCAAGAUCUCGUCGUUAGAUUCAAGAAAACUGCGGAUGGUGUAUAUGUUGAAGCUAAACGUAGUGCUAUUGGUGGAGUGGCUCAAGUUCCGUUGUAUUUCUAUGGUCUUUUGUUGGCUUUGGGUUGGAAUGAAAUUGUUGCUGUUCUCCGUAACCCAAUUUACUUCAUCUUCCUCAUUCUCUGUGGUAUCGCUGGAUAUGUCACUUACACGCUUAAUCUCUGGGGCCCAAUCAUUCGCAUGAUGAACGCGGCUAGUACUCAAGGAGUCGAGAUUGGAAAGGAGAAGUUGAGAGAAUUUUUGAAGGAUAAUGAGAUGGGGAGACAGGCUUUGGGCAUGCAGGGAAGAGAUCACGGGGAUAGUGAUGGGAUUAGUUUGAAUACUUUGGAUAGUAGGGGAAAGAGGGCUAGUAGGGAGGAGGAGGAGGAGGAAGAGGAGAUUUAA